Molecule: messenger RNA, 1119 nt
Organism: Eutrema salsugineum
Lineage: Eukaryota; Viridiplantae; Streptophyta; Magnoliopsida; Brassicales; Brassicaceae
Exons: 5
Coding region: 230-862 (210 amino acids)
Biological process (GO): mRNA splicing, via spliceosome
Cellular component (GO): U12-type spliceosomal complex
Source: RefSeq, a predicted model, not a curated record
AACUACACCAAAAUUUCGUCGUCUGAUUCGAACCCCAAACGAAUCAGACAAAAUAGAAACACACUCAUUCGAAUAUUACCAAACUUUCGAAUCCCGGUUUUAAAAAUUUCCCUAAAAAUUCAUUUGUGUCUCUUUCUAGUUCAAAUCUUGAAACCCUGAUCCAUCAAAGAGGAUGCUAAUAUCGUGUUACAUAGGGUUUCUAGAUUUUCAUUGAUCUUGUUUUAAGGAAAUGGGAAGCUUUCAUCGCCGGACAUUUUCUUACGAUAAACUUCCCACCGAACCCAUUAGGCUUUCCGUUCUCAAACUAGAUGGCUCUUCCUUCGAUGUUUACGUAAUGAGCUCGGCAACCGUUGGGGAUCUCAAGCUUGCCAUAGAGACUGCCUUCAGUCACGUCCCCAAGAAGGGACCCUCCAAGAUAUCUUGGUCACACGUGUGGGGGCAUUUCUGCUUGUGUUUUGGGGGUCAGAAGUUAGUCACCGAUACGGAGUGCAUUGGAAGUUAUGGGAUGAAGGAUGGUGAUGAGGUAAGGUUUAAAAACCAUGUGUCGGGAAAUGCAGUACUGAACAAGGGAUAUUCUAGGAAAUCCAAGCAAAAGAUUUCAGAGAGGAUAGAAGCAAAGGAUGGAGAUGAUGAAGUGAAUAGAAUGGAGAAGAUUGAUGAUCACGAUUCUUGGGAUGAUCUCGAGAAAGGAAGCUUCGUGAGGUACGGAGAUGAUCAUGACUUGAAGACUUCUCCAGGGGAGAACAGGUCUUGUCUAUCCACUGUCCGAGGCUGCUGCUUUGCUUUGGGAUUAAAGGAGCUUUUUGGGUUUGCCAAUGACAGAGCCUAUUACUCUUUGAGGGAUACUUGGAGAGACGAUUGAUUUUUUCUGUGCUUCUCCAUUUUUGUUUUUCUAUUUGUAAGAUUUUUGGUCGCAGGACACUAUACAUUAUUUGUAAUCACAACAAAAUGAUCCAAGGAUCUUGUUCUAUUACAAAGGAUAGUAUGUUCAGGGAAGCUUAUACAAUGAUCAGUAGUAGUACAGAUAGUGCCUUUAACAAAAAAAGUGGAAAAAAAAAAACAGAGCUUUUGGCAGAAACACAACCUAAAAAAACAACUCCGAAGAGCUGUAAUGGCGGC